Messenger RNA from Closterium sp. Yama58-4, 15300 nucleotides. The record is from the annotation of a GenBank genome assembly. NCBI's taxonomy places the organism in Eukaryota, Viridiplantae, Streptophyta, Zygnematophyceae, Desmidiales, Closteriaceae.
AUGGUCGUUCCUGCUGAGGGGAAGUUCCUGAUUUAUCCCAUGUAUUUAAAGGGGCCUUGCAGAAGCGGACUACAAUUUGUGGUCAACGGCAUCAUCACAGGCGCCGCUGACGUCAGCAGCUAUCCGAAACCCGCGAAGCCGAGCUCGUGGGCUUUGUUACUGUUCAACCGGAUAUCGAAUCUGGAGAUUUUGGGCGGCGGAGUGAUGGACGGCGCGGGGCAGGGAUUCUGGAAGUUUCCUGGGCAGCAGCGGCCGGCGCUGCUGUCGAUCACGAAUUGCAACGGAGUCACGAUUCGCGAUAUUCUCUUCACCAAUCCUGCACGACAGCACCCCCAACACGGACAGCAUUCUCCUCAGCGGGUGGUGAAUGGCAUUGUGCGGAACAGCAGGCUGGAAGGAGGUGAGCAGCAAGGAAGGGAGAUGAGUAGAAAGGAGGAUGUGGGUAAGAAAAGGAUCGUGCCCUUUCUGUGUUUUCUCAACCACCCCUGUCCAGGUGACGACAAUGUUGCCAUCAUUACCGGCCUCGGUGGUGAUGGGGAGUUGGGAUGUGUAUCGGACGUGACAGUACGGAACGUGAGCUUGUGGGGAUCCAAGAACGUCCCUCUAUCCCCUCCUUUCUCCAUCCCCUCUCCCCUACCCCCUGCUGUAACUCUCCCCCACCCCAGUAUCGGCAGCCUCGGUGGUGACGGGGGAGCUGGGAUGCGUAUCCGACGUGACAGUAAGGAACGUGAGCUUACGUGGUUCCAACAACGGCCUCCGAAUCAAAACCUACCAGCAGGGAGUGGGUCUCGUGAGCACGUAACAUAUGAGGACGUAACCGUAACCGACGUUACAUGGCCGAUUCUCAUCAACCAAUUCUACUGCGACAAAAAGACAGCUUCAGCCAGCAGUUGCCAGCUCAGCAGCACGGCUGUAGCGGUUACCAACGUCCGUUACAAGAACAUCCGUGGCACGGCGAACGGAACGGUCGGCGUGCUUCUAAACUGCAGCCAAUCAGUGCCUUGCUCUGGGAUAUCCUUUUCGAACGUCUACCUGACCUCCUCCCGCAAACCCAAGCCAGCCAAUCAGUUGCUCAGCACUACCCUCAAGGAGAACAGGGUGGGGGUCAACUCAGUCAACGGAGUCAACGGGGCUGAUCAAGACUCUUUAGAGCUGCUGAACCAGGAGACUCAAGUCAACAGGGUCAACAAGGGGUUAGGACCAGUCAACGGAGUCAAGGGGCCAGUUCAGACCCAUCUGAUUGCAGUGUUGAACAACGCGUAUGGAACCACGGACGUCAAGACAGUGUCGGUGUUCCUAGCAGAGGCGCGGUGGGACGGUGCAACCCCCCCUGCUGCGGCGAAAGCAGCCAUCAGCAGCAUGGCUGCAAAAUGCAUACCAACACCCAUUUCAUUGAAGUCAGCUUUGGCGGCCAGCAUUGAUGCGGGAGUUCACUCAUCCAAUUCUAUCAACGGCGGCAUCGCUGGUGCUGCCAACGUCACCUCCUACCCCAAGCCGCGCAAGAGCAACGCAUGGGGUCUGCUGUUCUUCAGAGAGGUUCCCAACCUGGCAGUCACGGGAGGGCGGGUGGAUGGACGGGCGGGGGGCGGGGUUCUGGGCGCGGGGCAAGGGCAGCAAGCGGCCGGCGCUGCUGUUCUCUCUCCCGAUGCGAUAACGCUACAGUCCAGGACUGCAGGGUCCCUUCGUGCCUCUUUUGAGGUUCUGGGCGCUUGCCCGCAGCCCCCUUUCAACUCAGCAGCAUCUCUCCCUGUUCCAUUCAUCUCUCCCUGUUCCAUUCAUCUCUCCCUGUUCCAUUCAUCUCUCCCUGUUUCAUUCAUCUCUCCCUGUUUCAUUCAUCUCUCCCUGUUUCAUUCAUCUCUCCCUGUUCCAUUCAUCUCUCCCUGUUUCAUUCAUCUCUCCCUGUUCCAUUCAUCUCUCCCUGUUUCAUUCAUCUCUCCCUGUUCCAUUCAUCUCUCCCUGUUCCAUUCAUCUCUCCCUGUUUCAUUCAUCUCUCCCUGUUCCAUUCAUCUCUCCCUGUUUCAUUCAUCUCUCCCUGUUCCAUUCAUCUCUCCCUGUUUCAUUCAUCUCUCCCUGUUCCAUUCAUCUCUCCCUGUUCCAUUCAUCUCUCCCUGUUCCAUUCAUCUCUCCCUGUUUCAUUCAUCUCUCCCUGUUCCAUUCAUCUCUCCCUGUUCCAUUCAUCUCUCCCUGUUCCAUUCAUCUCUCCCUGUUUCAUUCAUCUCUCCCUGUUCCAUUCAUCUCUCCCUGUUUCAUUCAUCUCUCCCUGUUCCAUUCAUCUCUCCCUGUUUCAUUCAUCUCUCCCUGUUCCAUUCAUCUCUCCCUGUUCCAUUCAUCUCUCCCUGUUCCAUUCAUCUCUCCCUGUUCCAUUCAUCUCUCCCUGUUUCAUUCAUCUCUCCCUGUUCCAUUCAUCUCUCCCUGUUUCAUUCAUCUCUCCCUGUUCCAUUCAUCUCUCCCUGUUUCAUUCAUCUCUCCCUGUUCCAUUCAUCUCUCCCUGUUCCAUUCAUCUCUCCCUGUUCCAUUCAUCUCUCCCUGUUUCAUUCAUCUCUCCCUGUUUCAUUCAUCUCUCCCUGUUCCAUUCAUCUCUCCCUGUUCCAUUCAUCUCUCCCUGUUUCAUUCAUCUCUCCCUGUUCCAUUCAUCUCUCCCUGUUUCAUUCAUCUCUCCCUGUUCCAUUCAUCUCUCCCUGUUCCAUUCAUCUCUCCCUGUUUCAUUCAUCUCUCCCUGUUCCAUUCAUCUCUCCCUGUUUCAUUCAUCUCUCCCUGUUUCAUUCAUCUCUCCCUGUUUCAUUCAUCUCUCCCUGUUCCAUUCAUCUCUCCCUGUUUCAUUCAUCUCUCCCUGUUCCAUUCAUCUCUCCCUGUUCCAUUCAUCUCUCCCUGUUCCAUUCAUCUCUCCCUGUUUCAUUCAUCUCUCCCUGUUCCAUUCAUCUCUCCCUGUUCCAUUCAUCUCUCCCUGUUUCAUUCAUCUCUCCCUGUUCCAUUCAUCUCUCCCUGUUCCAUUCAUCUCUCCCUGUUUCAUUCAUCUCUCCCUGUUCCAUUCAUCUCUCCCUGUUUCAUUCAUCUCUCCCUGUUCCAUUCAUCUCUCCCUGUUCCAUUCAUCUCUCCCUGUUUCAUUCAUCUCUCCCUGUUCCAUUCAUCUCUCCCUGUUCCAUUCAUCUCUCCCUGUUUCAUUCAUCUCUCCCUGUUCCAUUCAUCUCUCCCUGUUUCAUUCAUCUCUCCCUGUUCCAUUCAUCUCUCCCUGUUCCAUUCAUCUCUCCCUGUUCCAUUCAUCUCUCCCUGUUCCAUUCAUCUCUCCCUGUUUCAUUCAUCUCUCCCUGUUCCAUUCAUCUCUCCCUGUUCCAUUCAUCUCUCCCUGUUCCAUUCAUCUCUCCCUGUUCCAUUCAUCUCUCCCUGUUCCAUUCAUCUCUCCCUGUUUCAUUCAUCUCUCCCUGUUCCAUUCAUCUCUCCCUGUUCCAUUCAUCUCUCCCUGUUUCAUUCAUCUCUCCCUGUUUCAUUCAUCUCUCCCUGUUUCAUUCAUCUCUCCCUGUUUCAUUCAUCUCUCCCUGUUUCAUUCAUCUCUCCCUGUUCCAUUCAUCUCUCCCUGUUUCAUUCAUCUCUCCCUGUUCCAUUCAUCUCUCCCUGUUCCAUUCAUCUCUCCCUGUUCCAUUCAUCUCUCCCUGUUUCAUUCAUCUCUCCCUGUUUCAUUCAUCUCUCCCUGUUUCAUUCAUCUCUCCCUGUUCCAUUCAUCUCUCCCUGUUCCAUUCAUCUCUCCCUGUUCCAUUCAUCUCUCCCUGUUCCAUUCAUCUCUCCCUGUUCCAUUCAUCUCUCCCUGUUCCAUUCAUCUCUCCCUGUUUCAUUCAUCUCUCCCUGUUUCAUUCAUCUCUCCCUGUUCCAUUCAUCUCUCCCUGUUUCAUUCAUCUCUCCCUGUUCCAUUCAUCUCUCCCUGUUUCAUUCAUCUCUCCCUGUUUCAUUCAUCUCUCCCUGUUCCAUUCAUCUCUCCCUGUUCCAUUCAUCUCUCCCUGUUUCAUUCAUCUCUCCCUGUUUCAUUCAUCUCUCCCUGUUUCAUUCAUCUCUCCCUGUUCCAUUCAUCUCUCCCUGUUCCAUUCAUCUCUCCCUGUUUCAUUCAUCUCUCCCUGUUCCAUUCAUCUCUCCCUGUUCCAUUCAUCUCUCCCUGUUCCAUUCAUCUCUCCCUGUUUCAUUCAUCUCUCCCUGUUCCAUUCAUCUCUCCCUGUUCCAUUCAUCUCUCCCUGUUUCAUUCAUCUCUCCCUGUUCCAUUCAUCUCUCCCUGUUUCAUUCAUCUCUCCCUGUUCCAUUCAUCUCUCCCUGUUUCAUUCAUCUCUCCCUGUUCCAUUCAUCUCUCCCUGUUCCAUUCAUCUCUCCCUGUUUCAUUCAUCUCUCCCUGUUUCAUUCAUCUCUCCCUGUUUCAUUCAUCUCUCCCUGUUCCAUUCAUCUCUCCCUGUUUCAUUCAUCUCUCCCUGUUCCAUUCAUCUCUCCCUGUUCCAUUCAUCUCUCCCUGUUCCAUUCAUCUCUCCCUGUUUCAUUCAUCUCUCCCUGUUCCAUUCAUCUCUCCCUGUUCCAUUCAUCUCUCCCUGUUUCAUUCAUCUCUCCCUGUUCCAUUCAUCUCUCCCUGUUUCAUUCAUCUCUCCCUGUUCCAUUCAUCUCUCCCUGUUCCAUUCAUCUCUCCCUGUUUCAUUCAUCUCUCCCUGUUCCAUUCAUCUCUCCCUGUUCCAUUCAUCUCUCCCUGUUUCAUUCAUCUCUCCCUGUUCCAUUCAUCUCUCCCUGUUUCAUUCAUCUCUCCCUGUUUCAUUCAUCUCUCCCUGUUCCAUUCAUCUCUCCCUGUUUCAUUCAUCUCUCCCUGUUCCAUUCAUCUCUCCCUGUUCCAUUCAUCUCUCCCUGUUUCAUUCAUCUCUCCCUGUUCCAUUCAUCUCUCCCUGUUCCAUUCAUCUCUCCCUGUUUCAUUCAUCUCUCCCUGUUCCAUUCAUCUCUCCCUGUUCCAUUCAUCUCUCCCUGUUUCAUUCAUCUCUCCCUGUUCCAUUCAUCUCUCCCUGUUCCAUUCAUCUCUCCCUGUUUCAUUCAUCUCUCCCUGUUCCAUUCAUCUCUCCCUGUUUCAUUCAUCUCUCCUGUCCAUUCAUCUCUCCCUGUUCCAUUCAUCUCUCCCUGUUCCAUUCAUCUCUCCCUGUUCCAUUCAUCUCUCCCUGUUUCAUUCAUCUCUCCCUGUUCCAUUCAUCUCUCCCUGUUUCAUUCAUCUCUCCCUGUUUCAUUCAUCUCUCCCUGUUCCAUUCAUCUCUCCCUGUUUCAUUCAUCUCUCCCUGUUCCAUUCAUCUCUCCCUGUUUCAUUCAUCUCUCCCUGUUCCAUUCAUCUCUCCCUGUUCCAUUCAUCUCUCCCUGUUUCAUUCAUCUCUCCCUGUUUCAUUCAUCUCUCCCUGUUCCAUUCAUCUCUCCCUGUUCCAUUCAUCUCUCCCUGUUCCAUUCAUCUCUCCCUGUUUCAUUCAUCUCUCCCUGUUCCAUUCAUCUCUCCCUGUUCCAUUCAUCUCUCCCUGUUUCAUUCAUCUCUCCCUGUUCCAUUCAUCUCUCCCUGUUCCAUUCAUCUCUCCCUGUUUCAUUCAUCUCUCCCUGUUCCAUUCAUCUCUCCCUGUUUCAUUCAUCUCUCCCUGUUCCAUUCAUCUCUCCCUGUUCCAUUCAUCUCUCCCUGUUUCAUUCAUCUCUCCCUGUUUCAUUCAUCUCUCCCUGUUUCAUUCAUCUCUCCCUGUUUCAUUCAUCUCUCCCUGUUCCAUUCAUCUCUCCCUGUUUCAUUCAUCUCUCCCUGUUCCAUUCAUCUCUCCCUGUUCCAUUCAUCUCUCCCUGUUCCAUUCAUCUCUCCCUGUUCCAUUCAUCUCUCCCUGUUUCAUUCAUCUCUCCCUGUUUCAUUCAUCUCUCCCUGUUCCAUUCAUCUCUCCCUGUUUCAUUCAUCUCUCCCUGUUCCAUUCAUCUCUCCCUGUUUCAUUCAUCUCUCCCUGUUUCAUUCAUCUCUCCCUGUUCCAUUCAUCUCUCCCUGUUUCAUUCAUCUCUCCCUGUUCCAUUCAUCUCUCCCUGUUCCAUUCAUCUCUCCCUGUUUCAUUCAUCUCUCCCUGUUCCAUUCAUCUCUCCCUGUUCCAUUCAUCUCUCCCUGUUUCAUUCAUCUCUCCCUGUUCCAUUCAUCUCUCCCUGUUCCAUUCAUCUCUCCCUGUUCCAUUCAUCUCUCCCUGUUCCAUUCAUCUCUCCCUGUUCCAUUCAUCUCUCCCUGUUUCAUUCAUCUCUCCCUGUUCCAUUCAUCUCUCCCUGUUCCAUUCAUCUCUCCCUGUUUCAUUCAUCUCUCCCUGUUCCAUUCAUCUCUCCCUGUUUCAUUCAUCUCUCCCUGUUCCAUUCAUCUCUCCCUGUUUCAUUCAUCUCUCCCUGUUCCAUUCAUCUCUCCCUGUUUCAUUCAUCUCUCCCUGUUUCAUUCAUCUCUCCCUGUUCCAUUCAUCUCUCCCUGUUUCAUUCAUCUCUCCCUGUUUCAUUCAUCUCUCCCUGUUUCAUUCAUCUCUCCCUGUUCCAUUCAUCUCUCCCUGUUUCAUUCAUCUCUCCCUGUUCCAUUCAUCUCUCCCUGUUCCAUUCAUCUCUCCCUGUUUCAUUCAUCUCUCCCUGUUCCAUUCAUCUCUCCCUGUUCCAUUCAUCUCUCCCUGUUCCAUUCAUCUCUCCCUGUUUCAUUCAUCUCUCCCUGUUCCAUUCAUCUCUCCCUGUUUCAUUCAUCUCUCCCUGUUUCAUUCAUCUCUCCCUGUUCCAUUCAUCUCUCCCUGUUUCAUUCAUCUCUCCCUGUUCCAUUCAUCUCUCCCUGUUUCAUUCAUCUCUCCCUGUUCCAUUCAUCUCUCCCUGUUCCAUUCAUCUCUCCCUGUUUCAUUCAUCUCUCCCUGUUCCAUUCAUCUCUCCCUGUUCCAUUCAUCUCUCCCUGUUCCAUUCAUCUCUCCCUGUUUCAUUCAUCUCUCCCUGUUCAUUCAUCUCUCCCUGUUCCUGUUCCAUUCAUCUCUCCCUGUUCCAUUCAUCUCUCCCUGUUCCAUUCAUCUCUCCCUGUUCAUUCAUCUCCCCUGUUUCAUUCAUCUCUCCUCUGUUUCCAUUCAUCUCUCCCUGUUUCAUUCAUCUCUCCCUGUUCCAUUCAUCUCUCCCUGUUCCAUUCAUCUCUCCCUGUUCCAUUCAUCUCUCCCUGUUCCAUUCAUCUCUCCCUGUUCCAUUCAUCUCUCCCUGUUUCAUUCAUCUCUCCCUGUUUCAUUCAUCUCUCCCUGUUUCAUUCAUCUCUCCCUGUUCCAUUCAUCUCUCCCUGUUUCAUUCAUCUCUCCCUGUUUCAUUCAUCUCUCCCUGUUCCAUUCAUCUCUCCCUGUUCCAUUCAUCUCUCCCUGUUCCAUUCAUCUCUCCCUGUUUCAUUCAUCUCUCCCUGUUCCAUUCAUCUCUCCCUGUUUCAUUCAUCUCUCCCUGUUUCAUUCAUCUCUCCCUGUUCCAUUCAUCUCUCCCUGUUCCAUUCAUCUCUCCCUGUUUCAUUCAUCUCUCCCUGUUCCAUUCAUCUCUCCCUGUUCCAUUCAUCUCUCCCUGUUUCAUUCAUCUCUCCCUGUUUCAUUCAUCUCUCCCUGUUCCAUUCAUCUCUCCCUGUUUCAUUCAUCUCUCCCUGUUUCAUUCAUCUCUCCCUGUUCCAUUCAUCUCUCCCUGUUCCAUUCAUCUCUCCCUGUUUCAUUCAUCUCUCCCUGUUUCAUUCAUCUCUCCCUGUUUCAUUCAUCUCUCCCUGUUUCAUUCAUCUCUCCCUGUUUCAUUCAUCUCUCCCUGUUCCAUUCAUCUCUCCCUGUUCCAUUCAUCUCUCCCUGUUCCAUUCAUCUCUCCCUGUUUCAUUCAUCUCUCCCUGUUUCAUUCAUCUCUCCCUGUUCCAUUCAUCUCUCCCUGUUCCAUUCAUCUCUCCCUGUUCCAUUCAUCUCUCCCUGUUCCAUUCAUCUCUCCCUGUUCCAUUCAUCUCUCCCUGUUCCAUUCAUCUCUCCCUGUUUCAUUCAUCUCUCCCUGUUUCAUUCAUCUCUCCCUGUUUCAUUCAUCUCUCCCUGUUUCAUUCAUCUCUCCCUGUUCCAUUCAUCUCUCCCUGUUCAUUCAUCUCUCCCUGUUCAUUCAUCUCUCCUGUCCAUUCAUCUCUCCCUGUUCCAUUCAUCUCUCCCUGUUCCAUUCAUCUCUCCCUGUUCCAUUCAUCUCUCCCUGUUCCAUUCAUCUCUCCCUGUUCCAUUCAUCUCUCCCUGUUUCAUUCAUCUCUCCCUGUUCCAUUCAUCUCUCCCUGUUCCAUUCAUCUCUCCCUGUUCCAUUCAUCUCUCCCUGUUUCAUUCAUCUCUCCUGUUUCCAUUCAUCUCUCCCUGUUUCAUUCAUCUCUCCCUGUUUCAUUCAUCUCUCCCUGUUUCCUCAUUCUCUCCCUGUUCCAUUCAUCUCUCCCUGUUCCAUUCAUCUCUCCCUGUUCCAUUCAUCUCUCCCUGUUCCAUUCAUCUCUCCCUGUUCCAUUCAUCUCUCCCUGUUCCAUUCAUCUCUCCCUGUUUCAUUCAUCUCUCCCUGUUUCAUUCAUCUCUCCCUGUUCCAUUCAUCUCUCCCUGUUUCAUUCAUCUCUCCCUGUUCCAUUCAUCUCUCCCUGUUUCAUUCAUCUCUCCCUGUUUCAUUCAUCUCUCCCUGUUCCAUUCAUCUCUCCCUGUUUCAUUCAUCUCUCCCUGUUCCAUUCAUCUCUCCCUGUUCCAUUCAUCUCUCCCUGUUUCAUUCAUCUCUCCCUGUUCCAUUCAUCUCUCCCUGUUCCAUUCAUCUCUCCCUGUUUCAUUCAUCUCUCCCUGUUCCAUUCAUCUCUCCCUGUUCCAUUCAUCUCUCCCUGUUCCAUUCAUCUCUCCCUGUUCCAUUCAUCUCUCCCUGUUCCAUUCAUCUCUCCCUGUUUCAUUCAUCUCUCCCUGUUCCAUUCAUCUCUCCCUGUUCCAUUCAUCUCUCCCUGUUUCAUUCAUCUCUCCCUGUUCCAUUCAUCUCUCCCUGUUUCAUUCAUCUCUCCCUGUUUCAUUCAUCUCUCCCUGUUUCAUUCAUCUCUCCCUGUUCCAUUCAUCUCUCCCUGUUUCAUUCAUCUCUCCCUGUUUCAUUCAUCUCUCCCUGUUCCAUUCAUCUCUCCCUGUUUCAUUCAUCUCUCCCUGUUUCAUUCAUCUCUCCCUGUUUCAUUCAUCUCUCCCUGUUCCAUUCAUCUCUCCCUGUUUCAUUCAUCUCUCCCUGUUCCAUUCAUCUCUCCCUGUUCCAUUCAUCUCUCCCUGUUUCAUUCAUCUCUCCCUGUUCCAUUCAUCUCUCCCUGUUUCAUUCAUCUCUCCCUGUUCCAUUCAUCUCUCCCUGUUUCAUUCAUCUCUCCCUGUUCCAUUCAUCUCUCCCUGUUUCAUUCAUCUCUCCCUGUUUCAUUCAUCUCUCCCUGUUCCAUUCAUCUCUCCCUGUUUCAUUCAUCUCUCCCUGUUCCAUUCAUCUCUCCCUGUUUCAUUCAUCUCUCCCUGUUCCAUUCAUCUCUCCCUGUUCCAUUCAUCUCUCCCUGUUUCAUUCAUCUCUCCCUGUUUCAUUCAUCUCUCCCUGUUCCAUUCAUCUCUCCCUGUUCCAUUCAUCUCUCCCUGUUUCAUUCAUCUCUCCCUGUUUCAUUCAUCUCUCCCUGUUCCAUUCAUCUCUCCCUGUUCCAUUCAUCUCUCCCUGUUUCAUUCAUCUCUCCCUGUUCCAUUCAUCUCUCCCUGUUCCAUUCAUCUCUCCCUGUUCCAUUCAUCUCUCCCUGUUCCAUUCAUCUCUCCCUGUUUCAUUCAUCUCUCCCUGUUUCAUUCAUCUCUCCCUGUUCCAUUCAUCUCUCCCUGUUCCAUUCAUCUCUCCCUGUUUCAUUCAUCUCUCCCUGUUCCAUUCAUCUCUCCCUGUUUCAUUCAUCUCUCCCUGUUCCAUUCAUCUCUCCCUGUUUCAUUCAUCUCUCCCUGUUCCAUUCAUCUCUCCCUGUUUCAUUCAUCUCUCCCUGUUUCAUUCAUCUCUCCCUGUUCCAUUCAUCUCUCCCUGUUUCAUUCAUCUCUCCCUGUUUCAUUCAUCUCUCCCUGUUUCAUUCAUCUCUCCCUGUUCCAUUCAUCUCUCCCUGUUUCAUUCAUCUCUCCCUGUUCCAUUCAUCUCUCCCUGUUCCAUUCAUCUCUCCCUGUUUCAUUCAUCUCUCCCUGUUCCAUUCAUCUCUCCCUGUUCCAUUCAUCUCUCCCUGUUCCAUUCAUCUCUCCCUGUUUCAUUCAUCUCUCCCUGUUCCAUUCAUCUCUCCCUGUUUCAUUCAUCUCUCCCUGUUUCAUUCAUCUCUCCCUGUUCCAUUCAUCUCUCCCUGUUUCAUUCAUCUCUCCCUGUUCCAUUCAUCUCUCCCUGUUUCAUUCAUCUCUCCCUGUUCCAUUCAUCUCUCCCUGUUCCAUUCAUCUCUCCCUGUUUCAUUCAUCUCUCCCUGUUCCAUUCAUCUCUCCCUGUUCCAUUCAUCUCUCCCUGUUCCAUUCAUCUCUCCCUGUUUCAUUCAUCUCUCCCUGUUUCAUUCAUCUCUCCCUGUUCCAUUCAUCUCUCCCUGUUCCAUUCAUCUCUCCCUGUUUCAUUCAUCUCUCCCUGUUCCAUUCAUCUCUCCCUGUUCCAUUCAUCUCUCCCUGUUCCAUUCAUCUCUCCCUGUUUCAUUCAUCUCUCCCUGUUCCAUUCAUCUCUCCCUGUUCCAUUCAUCUCUCCCUGUUUCAUUCAUCUCUCCCUGUUUCAUUCAUCUCUCCCUGUUCCAUUCAUCUCUCCCUGUUUCAUUCAUCUCUCCCUGUUCCAUUCAUCUCUCCCUGUUCCAUUCAUCUCUCCCUGUUCCAUUCAUCUCUCCCUGUUCCAUUCAUCUCUCCCUGUUUCAUUCAUCUCUCCCUGUUUCAUUCAUCUCUCCCUGUUCCAUUCAUCUCUCCCUGUUUCAUUCAUCUCUCCCUGUUCCAUUCAUCUCUCCCUGUUCCAUUCAUCUCUCCCUGUUCCAUUCAUCUCUCCCUGUUCCAUUCAUCUCUCCCUGUUCCAUUCAUCUCUCCCUGUUUCAUUCAUCUCUCCCUGUUUCAUUCAUCUCUCCCUGUUUCAUUCAUCUCUCCCUGUUCCAUUCAUCUCUCCCUGUUUCAUUCAUCUCUCCCUGUUCCAUUCAUCUCUCCCUGUUCCAUUCAUCUCUCCCUGUUCCAUUCAUCUCUCCCUGUUCCAUUCAUCUCUCCCUGUUCCAUUCAUCUCUCCCUGUUUCAUUCAUCUCUCCCUGUUUCAUUCAUCUCUCCCUGUUCCAUUCAUCUCUCCCUGUUCCAUUCAUCUCUCCCUGUUCCAUUCAUCUCUCCCUGUUCCAUUCAUCUCUCCCUGUUCCAUUCAUCUCUCCCUGUUCCAUUCAUCUCUCCCUGUUUCAUUCAUCUCUCCCUGUUUCAUUCAUCUCUCCCUGUUCCAUUCAUCUCUCCCUGUUUCAUUCAUCUCUCCCUGUUCCAUUCAUCUCUCCCUGUUCCAUUCAUCUCUCCCUGUUCCAUUCAUCUCUCCCUGUUCCAUUCAUCUCUCCCUGUUUCAUUCAUCUCUCCCUGUUUCAUUCAUCUCUCCCUGUUCCAUUCAUCUCUCCCUGUUUCAUUCAUCUCUCCCUGUUCCAUUCAUCUCUCCCUGUUCCAUUCAUCUCUCCCUGUUCCAUUCAUCUCUCCCUGUUCCAUUCAUCUCUCCCUGUUUCAUUCAUCUCUCCCUGUUCCAUUCAUCUCUCCCUGUUUCAUUCAUCUCUCCCUGUUCCAUUCAUCUCUCCCUGUUUCAUUCAUCUCUCCCUGUUCCAUUCAUCUCUCCCUGUUCCAUUCAUCUCUCCCUGUUUCAUUCAUCUCUCCCUGUUCCAUUCAUCUCUCCCUGUUUCAUUCAUCUCUCCCUGUUUCAUUCAUCUCUCCCUGUUUCAUUCAUCUCUCCCUGUUCCAUUCAUCUCUCCCUGUUUCAUUCAUCUCUCCCUGUUCCAUUCAUCUCUCCCUGUUCCAUUCAUCUCUCCCUGUUCCAUUCAUCUCUCCCUGUUUCAUUCAUCUCUCCCUGUUCCAUUCAUCUCUCCCUGUUCCAUUCAUCUCUCCCUGUUUCAUUCAUCUCUCCCUGUUCCAUUCAUCUCUCCCUGUUUCAUUCAUCUCUCCCUGUUCCAUUCAUCUCUCCCUGUUCCAUUCAUCUCUCCCUGUUCCAUUCAUCUCUCCCUGUUCCAUUCAUCUCUCCCUGUUCCAUUCAUCUCUCCCUGUUUCAUUCAUCUCUCCCUGUUCCAUUCAUCUCUCCCUGUUUCAUUCAUCUCUCCCUGUUUCAUUCAUCUCUCCCUGUUCCAUUCAUCUCUCCCUGUUUCAUUCAUCUCUCCCUGUUCCAUUCAUCUCUCCCUGUUUCAUUCAUCUCUCCCUGUUCCAUUCAUCUCUCCCUGUUCCAUUCAUCUCUCCCUGUUUCAUUCAUCUCUCCCUGUUUCAUUCAUCUCUCCCUGUUCCAUUCAUCUCUCCCUGUUCCAUUCAUCUCUCCCUGUUCCAUUCAUCUCUCCCUGUUUCAUUCAUCUCUCCCUGUUCCAUUCAUCUCUCCCUGUUCCAUUCAUCUCUCCCUGUUUCAUUCAUCUCUCCCUGUUCCAUUCAUCUCUCCCUGUUCCAUUCAUCUCUCCCUGUUUCAUUCAUCUCUCCCUGUUCCAUUCAUCUCUCCCUGUUUCAUUCAUCUCUCCCUGUUCCAUUCAUCUCUCCCUGUUCCAUUCAUCUCUCCCUGUUUCAUUCAUCUCUCCCUGUUCCAUUCAUCUCUCCCUGUUCCAUUCAUCUCUCCCUGUUUCAUUCAUCUCUCCCUGUUCCAUUCAUCUCUCCCUGUUCCAUUCAUCUCUCCCUGUUCCAUUCAUCUCUCCCUGUUCCAUUCAUCUCUCCCUGUUUCAUUCAUCUCUCCCUGUUCCAUUCAUCUCUCCCUGUUCCAUUCAUCUCUCCCUGUUUCAUUCAUCUCUCCCUGUUUCAUUCAUCUCUCCCUGUUCCAUUCAUCUCUCCCUGUUCCAUUCAUCUCUCCCUGUUCCAUUCAUCUCUCCCUGUUCCAUUCAUCUCUCCCUGUUUCAUUCAUCUCUCCCUGUUUCAUUCAUCUCUCCCUGUUCCAUUCAUCUCUCCCUGUUUCAUUCAUCUCUCCCUGUUCCAUUCAUCUCUCCCUGUUCCAUUCAUCUCUCCCUGUUCCAUUCAUCUCUCCCUGUUCCAUUCAUCUCUCCCUGUUUCAUUCAUCUCUCCCUGUUUCAUUCAUCUCUCCCUGUUCCAUUCAUCUCUCCCUGUUCCAUUCAUCUCUCCCUGUUCCAUUCAUCUCUCCCUGUUUCAUUCAUCUCUCCCUGUUCCAUUCAUCUCUCCCUGUUCCAUUCAUCUCUCCCUGUUUCAUUCAUCUCUCCCUGUUCCAUUCAUCUCUCCCUGUUUCAUUCAUCUCUCCCUGUUCCAUUCAUCUCUCCCUGUUCCAUUCAUCUCUCCCUGUUCCAUUCAUCUCUCCCUGUUCCAUUCAUCUCUCCCUGUUCCAUUCAUCUCUCCCUGUUUCAUUCAUCUCUCCCUGUUCCAUUCAUCUCUCCCUGUUUCAUUCAUCUCUCCCUGUUCCAUUCAUCUCUCCCUGUUCCAUUCAUCUCUCCCUGUUUCAUUCAUCUCUCCCUGUUCCACUCUCCCUGUUCCAUUCAUCUCUCCCUGUUCCAUUCAUCUCUCCCUGUUCCAUUCAUCUCUCCCUGUUCCAUUCAUCUCUCCCUGUUUCAUUCAUCUCUCCCUGUUCCAUUCAUCUCUCCCUGUUCCAUUCAUCUCUCCCUGUUUCAUUCAUCUCUCCCUGUUUCAUUCAUCUCUCCCUGUUCCAUUCAUCUCUCCCUGUUCCAUUCAUCUCUCCCUGUUUCAUUCAUCUCUCCCUGUUUCAUUCAUCUCUCCCUGUUCCAUUCAUCUCUCCCUGUUUCAUUCAUCUCUCCCUGUUCCAUUCAUCUCUCCCUGUUCCAUUCAUCUCUCCCUGUUCCAUUCAUCUCUCCCUGUUCCAUUCAUCUCUCCCUGUUUCAUUCAUCUCUCCCUGUUUCAUUCAUCUCUCCCUGUUCCAUUCAUCUCUCCCUGUUUCAUUCAUCUCUCCCUGUUCCAUUCAUCUCUCCCUGUUCCAUUCAUCUCUCCCUGUUCCAUUCAUCUCUCCCUGUUCCAUUCAUCUCUCCCUGUUUCAUUCAUCUCUCCCUGUUUCAUUCAUCUCUCCCUGUUCCAUUCAUCUCUCCCUGUUCCAUUCAUCUCUCCCUGUUUCAUUCAUCUCUCCCUGUUCCAUUCAUCUCUCCCUGUUCCAUUCAUCUCUCCCUGUUCCAUUCAUCUCUCCCUGUUCCAUUCAUCUCUCCCUGUUUCAUUCAUCUCUCCCUGUUCCAUUCAUCUCUCCCUGUUUCAUUCAUCUCUCCCUGUUCCAUUCAUCUCUCCCUGUUCCAUUCAUCUCUCCCUGUUCCAUUCAUCUCUCCCUGUUUCAUUCAUCUCUCCCUGUUCCAUUCAUCUCUCCCUGUUCCAUUCAUCUCUCCCUGUUUCAUUCAUCUCUCCCUGUUCCAUUCAUCUCUCCCUGUUCCAUUCAUCUCUCCCUGUUUCAUUCAUCUCUCCCUGUUUCAUUCAUCUCUCCCUGUUUCAUUCAUCUCUCCCUGUUCCAUUCAUCUCUCCCUGUUCCAUUCAUCUCUCCCUGUUCCAUUCAUCUCUCCCUGUUCCAUUCAUCUCUCCCUGUUCCAUUCAUCUCUCCCUGUUCCAUUCAUCUCUCCCUGUUUCAUUCAUCUCUCCCUGUUUCAUUCAUCUCUCCCUGUUCCAUUCAUCUCUCCCUGUUCCAUUCAUCUCUCCCCAUUUAUUCCCUUUUCGCCCUCUCUCUCAGCAGCAGCAUCUCUUUCGUCCUGCUUCCUGUUCGGCUCUCCCCGUUUUUGUUUUUUCCUGUCCCAUUAUUGUGUACAGCAACCCAGGAAGCGCACACCUUAAGGUGUACAACAGUAACGGAUUGCUUAUAGAGAGGAUAACCAUUCGCAGCCCGUUCGACAGCCCCAACACGGACGGUAUUCAACUCUCCAAGGUCGAGCAUGCCGUUGUACGAGACAGCCAUCUGGAGAGUGGAGACGACAACGUGGCGAUCGGUGAUGGCUGCCAUAAUCUUCUGGUUGAGAAUCUCGUGUGCAUCAACGGUCACGGAGUGAGUAUCGGGAGCUUGGGCAAGGACCAAGACACGGCGUGUGUGUCGGAUGUGCUUGUAAGGAAUGUGAGCUUCACGGGGUCAAACAAUGCCCUGCGAAUCAAGACGUAUCAGGGAGGGAAGGGGCUUGUAUCCAACGUGACCUACAGAGACAUUCGAGUUUCUGACGUCACAUGGCCGAUAAUCAUCAAUCAGGUCAGCUAA